This is a messenger RNA of Plasmodium reichenowi, 1941 nucleotides long. RefSeq lists its product as hypothetical. The coding region runs from base 1 to 1941 and encodes 646 amino acids. The record is from RefSeq and is a predicted model, not a curated record. The transcript has a single exon. NCBI's taxonomy places the organism in Eukaryota, Apicomplexa, Aconoidasida, Haemosporida, Plasmodiidae.
AUGAUAAAAAAAAAGGAAAAUGAAAAUUUCUCUCUUCCAAUAGAGGAAAAUAUAAAAACUUAUGUGUAUUGUAAAAAUAAUAAUUUCCAUAAUUUGUUAGGGUUAUAUAUAGAAAAGAAAAUGUUCUACAUGAAUAUCAUGUUGAGCAUAGAAUAUAAUGAAGAAAAAAAAAAAAUUCGGAAAAAAGAAAAAAUGGAUACACAAAAUAUAAAUAAAUUUAGAUUGUAUUAUAUACAUAACGAUAAAAAAAUAUUCACGGAUGAAAAGGUUGAAGAUAGUUAUAUAUAUGAAAAUAAAAAUAUGUGUGAUGAUAAAGAAGAAAAUAUAAACAAUAUAUUAAUACAAAAUAUUCCUUUAUUAUGGAAUUUGAACUUUUUGUUUUUUUUUAAAAUAUAUAUUCAUAAUGUUUUAAGCAAUGUUCAUAUAUGUAUAGAUGAUAAACCGAAUGAAACAUUUUUUGAGUUUUAUUAUAUUUUUAAAAAUAAAAAAAAAAAAAUCUACCUGGAUAAUUCAGAUGAUAAUAUGACCGACAUAUAUUGUGAUGUUUCUGAAGAAUCUGGAGAUAGUGAUUACAAUUAUUUUUAUGAGAGAGCUAAUGAAUUUAAUUAUUUAGAAGAUGAAGAAAUAAUUGAUGACAAUGAUGACGAAAGGAAAAAUUUGCUGUUACAAGGAAAUAAUAAUAAUAAUAAUAAUAAUAACAUAUCUUAUAAUAAUAAUAAUAAUAAUAUAUCUUAUAAUAAUAAUAAUAUAUCUUAUAAUAAUAAUAAUAUAUCUUAUAAUAAUAAUAUAUCUUAUAAUAAUGAAUAUAAUACAAACCAUACAGAAGAUAAAUAUAAUAACCAAAUGUGUUAUAUAAAAAAAAAUUCUUAUAAAAAAAAAAGUCUAUCUUCAAUACAUAAAAAUAAUUAUAGUAAUGAUUUUAAUCAAAUCACAUUUGAAAAAAAAAAUUCAAAUAUAUCAUUUGAUGAAGAUAAAAAAAAAAAAAAAGAAAAAAAAUUUAAAAAAUAUUUAUGUCAAUGUUGUAAACAUAAAAUUAAUCAUAAUGUUUUAUUUAAUAUUAAUAAUGUAUGUUUAUUACAAAUGUUCUUUUCGAAUUUAACAAAAAAAGAAUUAUUCUUUUGGGCAAGUCUAAAAUAUUAUUUAGAACAUUUUCUAGGAAAUAUAAAAUCAUACCCUUUUUAUAAAGGAUAUUCAAACUUUGUGCAAACACCAUUUAUUGAAACUAACACAAUAAUCAAUGUACAAAAGAAUAUAUUACAUCAUAAUCAUUUAUAUUUUCUUAUUACUAAAAGGAAAAAAAAAUAUAUCCUUCUACUUAAAAAAGAAAACAAAACUAUCAAAUGUUUAUUUGAACAUUCGUUAAAUUCGUUACGCAUAUCGAUCAAAUAUAUAUUCACACCAAAUAAUUAUAAAAAUGAAAAAAAAAACAAUAACAAUAACAAUAAUAAUAAUAAUAACAAUAAUAAUAAUAAUAAUAACAAUAAUAAUAAUAAUAAUAACAAUAAUAAUAACAAUAAUAAUAACAAUAAUAAUAACAAUAGUUAUAACAAUAGUUAUAACAAUAGUUAUAACCAUUUUUCUUCUAUCCUUUCAAGGUUAAUUAAAAAAUAUAAAAAAUUUAUAAACAAAUUCAUUUUUAGCAACACCUGUGAUGAACAACAUAAUCUACAAUGUGAUAAUAGUUCUUAUUAUAAAUCUAUACAUAAUCAUCUUAACCCUAUUGUUUUAAAAAAUAAAUCAGAAGAAAAUUAUGAUUUCUCCAUUUUAAUACAUAACGUACAUAUUGAAAUAUACGGUUAUAUAUAUAUGCGUAACUAUAUAUUCUUCUUAAUUAUAAUGAUUGAAAUAUAUUUAUUUAUUUAUUUUAAUCAAAUAGGAUAUACAUAUACAAAUAACACAAAUAUAUUCCUUGAACAACUUUUGAAAAAUUUAUUUACAUAA